Colletotrichum acutatum is the source of this 1590-nucleotide messenger RNA. Its product is annotated as cytochrome P450. The transcript is spliced from 5 exons. NCBI's taxonomy places the organism in Eukaryota, Fungi, Ascomycota, Sordariomycetes, Glomerellales, Glomerellaceae. The coding region runs from base 1 to 1590 and encodes 529 amino acids. The record is from RefSeq and is a predicted model, not a curated record. Gene Ontology annotation, molecular function: iron ion binding; heme binding; monooxygenase activity.
AUGUCUUUCCUAAUACUCGGCUCGGCGUUACCCUUCGUGGCUAUCUUUUUGCUUCUUGGAGCCUUCUUGUUCCAAACUUUGUACAUAAUUUUCACGGGAGGUCUUUCGAAAGUACCGUCCGCUCACUGGACUUGCUCCUUCAGUCCCGUUUGGAUUCUUUGGCAGCGCUACCAUGGGAAGGAAUUGAAAGCUGUUCUUGCAGCUCAUGAAAGGCUGGGCAAAAUUGUACGAGUUGCCCCGCAAGAGAUCAGCAUCAGCGACUACGAGACUGGCGUUCGUCAAGUCUACAACGCCGGGUUUGAAAAGCCGGGAUACUUCGACUUCUUCCAAUACUAUGGACAGCGAAACUCUUUUGCCAGCCGGAGCCGAGCAGACCAUGCCGCAUGCCGCCGACGAGUCUCCUCGUCUUACUCCAAGACGACACUCUUUGCUUCCGAAACGCUGAGCAAAGUGACUCACAACAUCAUGUACCAACGUCUCAUCCCAGUUCUCCAACAUCACUCUGCACACGGACAACCGGUAGAGCUUCUGAGACUCUGUUAUGCCUCAGGUUUGGACAUGCUCAACUGUUACAUUUUGGGUCUUUCCAGCGGUCCCGACUUCACUCGAAACCCUGAGUUGACAGAGAAAUGGCUAGAGCACUACGAGAACAGAUACAGUCCCCAGGGGUUUUGGCUUCAGGAACUCCCCAAACUGUAUCAUGGGCUUCGUAAGAUCGGACUCGAUGUGAUGCCUCGUAAGCACUAUGAAUCGACCGAGUGGAUUGAGAACUGGAUGCUGGAGCAUUGCGACAGGUCUGAAGCAGUCUAUCGACGCAUGCAGAACGGAGAGCAGCCUGCUGCAGAAGACAUCCCAGUCGUGUACAAUCAACUACGAAAGGCAAUGUCUAACUUAAAAGACGGCAAAUUCCUCGAUAUGCAGGCGUCGGAAGAGCUAUCGAGAAUCUCCAUCGCCAGUGAAAUCUUUGAUCACAUGUCCGGCGCUCGCGAGGUCUUUGGCCUUGUUCUUGCCUACGCGGUUUACUAUCUUGCUCAGAAUCCAGCGCAGCAAGAAAUGUUGAAGCAUGCGGUUGCCGGACUCGGAAUGCACGUAAACCAAGUCGGUAACAGUGACGCUGAUAGUCUGCCUUCGCCUCAAACUAUUGAGUCAAUUGCAUAUUUGCAGGCUGUCAUCAAGGAGUCUCUGCGUAUGAGACCCAACAGCACCCCGCUACCACGCAUCACACCUCACGAUAAAUCUGUGAGCAUCUCAGGAGUCGACGGUAUUCCAGCGGGUACUCGGGUCAACUGUUUCCAAUGGUUUUUGCACCGGAACCCGGAGAUGUGGACACAGCCGAACGCCUGGGUUCCUGAACGCUGGCUGGACCCGAAUGGCGCAGAAAGGACCGAUAUGCCCCCCCUCUGGGCCUUUGUCACCGGUCCGAGAGCUUGUAUCGGAACACAACUGACAUACUAUCUGUUUGGAUACAUUUUGGCUGGUCUGUUCUCCAACUUCAAUGUCCAAAUUGCCCGCCCUGAGACCUACGGUCGUCACACACCUGGAUCUCUGGAAGACGAACUCUUUGUCUUGAUGACACCGAUUGCUGCAUAG